AGAAGCCAAAGCUUUGUUAUUGGGAGAAAGAUAUAGCUAAGAGAAGACGAGGGGGUUAAGUUAAGGGCGGGGGAGAGGAUACUUCAUACGUCUUUGCUGUCAGACGAAGAACAGCACAGAAGAUAGCUCGCAAGCUCUGCUGCCACCUGCUGCUGCUGCUAUCUUCUUCCUCACGCCUGCCAUCCUCCGUACGUCCCCCUGAAGGAUGUGAACACUCACUCAAUCCCCCUCUUCCGAACAAUCCAGACAUAGAUACCCAGAGAGACAUAUAUAUGUACACGCAUAAUAUAUGUGCGCGCGCGCGAGCGUAGGUAUAUGUAUAAGCUUAUGAGCGUCCUGUUUUGAUUCAAACCCGUCUGAGAAUGCAAGAUUUGCAGUCGAUAGCCCGUGAGAGGAUGUUCGGGCCUGCCCUGGAGAGGCGGCUCCGCCCGCUUAGCCACCACCACCAGGGGGCCUUGAAGUGUCCCCGGUGCGACUCCAUGAACACCAAGUUCUGCUACUACAACAACUACAACCUCUCCCAGCCCCGCCACUUCUGCAAGUCCUGCCGCCGCUACUGGACAAAGGGCGGCGUCCUGCGGAACGUCCCCGUUGGCGGUGGCUGCCGCAAGAACAAGCGCUCCAAGUCCAAACCUUCCCCGCCGCCUGCGUCGAAUAAUAAUAUUAGCCCUGCCGCAGCAGCUGCAGCCCUUGCCGAGGCGGCCCAGACCGCCGCCAGUUCGCCGCCCCUGCAGGAGCGGAAAUCGAGCCCGUACUCUAGCAGCGAGAGCUCCAGUCUCACUGCCGCUGCCGCCUCCGCCUCCGCCACGGAGUCCGUCUCCGGGACAGCUCAUCCCGUCGCGUCCUUCCCCUCCGACGCUGCGAUGUUGAAUUUCCGCGACUACGAAUCACUUGUGGUGCCCGCUGCGGACCCGGCUAAUAAUCCUGAUCAUGGCACGUCCUUCAGCGCGCUGCUCGGUCCCGGAGCCGAGACAGGGGCUUUCACGGCCGUCUUCGGGAGCUUUACCGGCCCCGUGACGGCCGAGGCCGAGGCAGUCCCUUGCGGGCUUGAGCUCAACAGCGUGCUGCUGGGCCAGCAUAGCCAUGACACGUGUCAGCAGCCCCAGUGGCAGAACGGCGAGGAUCAGAGUCGGUCAAUCGGGGGAAUAUUCGAUCAGACGGUGCAGGUGGAUUUUACCGCGAUGGGGAGUGGGUCCUGCGGUGGAGGAUUUGGACCGUUGGAUUGGCAAAUCAAAAAUCAGGGUGAGUUUGAUUUUACCACCACCGUUAAUCAAGCAUACUGGAGUCAGGGUCAGAGCCAGUGGACGGACCGACAAGAUGAAGGUGGUCAUCAUUCCGAGCCUCUACCGCCCGUAAAUUUCUCUCAAUUUCUAUUUUAACUGAAAAGGAGAGAAAUUGCACAGUGCUAAAGAAGAGAAAACCAGACAACAACGAAUGACACUGUAGUAUGAAAAUUAAUAUGAUAACUUUUUUUUUUUUCUCUUUUUCGGUAAUCGAGAGUAUUCUCAGCUUAUUUAUUGAUAGCACUAAUAUAUCAGUGCUUGAAAUUUGUUUUUCUUUUGAAUGGGAGCGUGUGGAGUUGAUUCUGAUGUCUAUCCACCGCUAACGUGAAUGGGGAUUUUAUUCUGUGUCCUGGACCUUUGUUGCCAUUGCUUAAUUAAGAUCAGUCGAAGCCAUGCUACGUUGAUGCCCA
Molecule: messenger RNA, 1693 nt
Organism: Punica granatum (pomegranate)
Lineage: Eukaryota; Viridiplantae; Streptophyta; Magnoliopsida; Myrtales; Lythraceae
Source: RefSeq, a predicted model, not a curated record